GUCUAUCCCAGACUCCUUGUGCUUUCCAUCCCUUAUCCAGUCUUGCAUCCGCUUCUAUCCUCAACUCCAGCAUGGCUACAAAAUGGCCACUCUCAAAGGUCCGCAAGACCUUCAUCGACUACUUUGAGCAACAUGGUCAUACUCAUGUUGUGUCUUCUUCCACCAUUCCUCAUGGGGAUCCCACUUUGAUGUUUGCCAACUCAGGAAUGAACCAGUUUAAACCUAUUUUCCUUGGAACUGUCGAUCCCAACUCGGAUCUGGCUAGACUGUCCCGUGCUGCCAACAGUCAAAAGUGCAUUCGUGCUGGUGGAAAACACAACGAUCUCGAGGAUGUUGGCCGAGAUACUUAUCAUCAUACUUUCUUUGAAAUGCUUGGAAACUGGUCUUUUGGCAACUAUUUCAAGACCGAGGCAAUUGAAAUGGCUUGGGAAAUUCUUACAAAAGUAUACGGUCUUCCAAAAGAUCGGCUUUACAUUACCUACUUUGGUGGUGACAAGUCGCUUGGUUUGGAAUCUGAUAUUGAAGCUAAACACUUGUGGCGCAACAUUGGUGUCGAGGAAGAUCAUAUUAUUCCAGGAAGUGUCAAGGACAACUUUUGGGAAAUGGGUGAUCAAGGUCCAUGUGGCCCUUGUAGUGAAAUCCAUUUUGAUCGCAUUGGUGGACGUAAUGCUGCUGAUCUGGUCAAUAUGGACGAUCCUGAUGUUCUUGAAAUCUGGAAUCUGGUUUUCAUGCAGUACAAUCGUGAAGUCGACAGGUCCUUGAAACUGCUUCCCAAUAAGCAUAUUGAUACUGGCAUGGGUCUUGAGCGUUUGGUGUCAAUUUUACAAGACAAGCGUUCCAACUAUGACACUGACGUUUUUACUGGCAUUUUUUCUGCUAUUCAAAAACUCACUGGUGUCAGAGAAUAUCAAGGUCGGCUCGGUGAAGCUGAUCAGGACGGCAUUGAUACUGCUUACCGUGUCAUUGCAGAUCAUGUUCGUACUCUUACCUUUGCCAUCAGCGAUGGAGGUGUUCCCUCUAAUGAAGGUCGUGGGUAUGUCCUUCGGCGUAUUUUGCGUCGCGGAGCUCGUUAUGCGCGCAAAAAGUUCAAUGUUCCAAUUGGCUGCUUUUUCUCCAGUUUGGUAGAUACUGUUGUUACUGAAAUGGGUGACGCCUUUCCUGAAAUCACCGAGCGUGUAGACGAUCUCAAGGAAAUUCUUGAUGAAGAAGAGCGCAGCUUUUCAAAAACAUUGGAUCGUGGCGAACGUCUUUUUGGCGAAUACCUUGCCAAAACUAAAGCUUCGGGUGGAAAAGUCAUUAGUGGGGCUGAUGCAUGGAGACUCUAUGAUACCUAUGGUUUUCCUGUUGAUCUCACUCGUUUGAUGGCUGAGGAAAACGGGCUUACCGUUGACGAAGUUGAGUUUGAGCAAGAGCAAAAGAUUGCCAAAGAGAGAUCUCGUGGUCGUAAUGAAAAGGAGACUGGCAUAGUAGUCUCAUUGGAUAUUCAUGCUAUAGGAGAGCUCGAGGCUAAUCCCAAUGUUCAGCCUACUGAUGACCAGUACAAAUAUGGAUUUGAUGAUAUUAGUUCCAAAGUCAAGGCGCUUUUUGUCAAUGGAAAGUUUGUCGAGUCUGUAUCUUCCACAAACCAUCAAGGUCGAUUUGGUGUGAUUCUUGACAAAACCAACUUUUACGCCGAGCAAGGUGGCCAGCAGUUUGAUACUGGAAGUCUAACAGUUGAUGGAAGUCUGGAGUUUGCAAUUGAGGAUGUACAGGUUUUUGGUGGUUACGUGCUUCACAUUGGCUACCUCAAGUACGGAUCCCUUUCCCUCGAUGAUUCUAUUAUGUGCACGUAUGAUGAGUUGCGCAGAUGGCCAUUGCGAAAUAACCAUACUGCCACACAUGUGCUCAACUAUGGACUAAGAUCGGUUAUUGGAACCAUUGUUGAUCAGAAAGGAUCAUUGGUAUCCCCCGAAAAGUUGCGAUUUGAUUACUCUUGCAAGGUAAACAAAUGCUUCGAGUAUAAUAUAUACUCACGGCGAAAGAUUGGGCUAACUGCUGAGCUUGCCAAAGUUGAAAAAAUCACCAAUUCUUUCAUUGCAAAGAACGAUAUUAUUUACACUUCCGAGGUUUCUCUUGCGCUUGCCAAGUCUAUCAAUGGACUGCGUGCAGUGUUUGGAGAGGUCUACCCAGACCCUGUCCGCGUCGUUUCGAUUGGAUUUCCAAUUGAUGAAAUGCUCAAAGAUCCAUCCAAUGCCAAGUGGGCUGAAACCUCUAUCGAGUUUUGUGGUGGAACUCAUGUCCAGAGAACGGGUGACAUUAAGCGGUUUGUGAUCAUCGAAGACUCUGCUCUGGCCAAGGGUAUUCGCCGAAUUGUGGGUGUUACUGGCGACGAAGCGCUUAAAUAUCAGAAGCUUGCCGAUGAAUUUGAAAUUAAACUCGAGCAGUUGCGCAGAAUCAAAGGUGCUUUGUUUGAAACGACUUUGAAGGAGAUUGGCAAGACGCUUGAUUCUUCGGUGCUUCCAGUUCUUCGUAAGCAUUCACUUAAAGAGACUUUUUCUGCCAUCAAAAAGGACUUUGAUGACAAGGACAAGGCACGCAAGGCUCUUGAAUCCAAAGAGGCUGUUGAUACUGUCAAGUCAUUCUUUGAAGCCAAUCCAGAAAAAACCGUGUUUGUAUCGGUGAUUAACCAAUCUGGCAACACCAAAGCUCUUGCUCAGGCUAUUGCUCAUGUUCGUACACUAAAAGACAAGGCUGCCAUGUUGAUUGCGGUGGAUCCUGAAACGAGCAAGGUUGCACAUCAGUGCAUUGUACCCCAGAUUCUUAUUGAUCGUGGACUAAAAGCUACAGAAUGGGCUGAUGCAGUAGCCAGUAAAGUCGGUGGUAAAAAGGGUGGAUCUGAAUCUGCUGCUCAAGGUGCUGGUGAUCGUGCUGCAUCAGUACAAGAAGCUGUCGAUGCUGCCACUGCAUUUAUUGCGAAGCUAACUAUUUAAAGCCUGUUCGUGUUGACGAUUUCAACCUUUACACUUCUUGUACUCUCAUCUAAGGGCUACGCAGUUGUUUUUUGAGUUGGAAAUAUGUAAUCAUUGAAAUACAAAUAGGUUUUGAUUUA
Molecule: messenger RNA, 3088 nt
Organism: Batrachochytrium dendrobatidis JAM81
Lineage: Eukaryota; Fungi; Chytridiomycota; Chytridiomycetes; Rhizophydiales
Product: alanine--tRNA ligase
Exons: 12
Coding region: 72-2969 (965 amino acids)
Biological process (GO): alanyl-tRNA aminoacylation
Cellular component (GO): mitochondrion; cytoplasm
Molecular function (GO): ATP binding; nucleic acid binding; alanine-tRNA ligase activity
Source: RefSeq, a predicted model, not a curated record